UCCCUUCCCUCGUUUUCCACUCUUUCUCUCUCCCGCUUUUUUUUUAUUUUUUAUUUUUAUAAUUUUUCUCUCCUCUCCAUCCAAACUUCUCCAGAUCUCUCUCCUCUCCCUCUCCCUAUCCCUCUCCAAUUCCAUUUUCUUCUACUUUCAAAUUCUUUUCUCUUCUUCAAAUCCCCAAACCCUCGAUUUUGUUUUUUUUUUUUUCAUUUUUUUCUUCAAAAUCAUUGCGAUGUCGAACUCACAAGCACCAAACAACCAGUCAAUGAAGCAGCCGCAGCAGAAUAGUAUGCAGAGUCACGCACCGAAUCAAUGCCAGCAGCAUCAGCAGCUUUCGUUUUCUUCUAUGAAGCCACAUUUUCUGCCUCCUGGUGACUACCACCGGUUCGGUGUCGACCAUCGACGUCCCGUUUCUGAUCAUGAUGUUGAGGGCAUUGUUGUUAAACCUCCUACAUUAAAGCGGAAGAGUGAUGCAGCAGAUCAUCAAGGUGAGUCCAGUGAGUGGAAUGCUGGUCAUGGAUAUAUGGAAGUAGUGACCAGCCCCCUCCAGACACCUGUAUCAGGAAAAGGGGGAAAGACACCCAAAACAUCGAGACUCUCAAGGAGCGGUAAAUCUGCAUCUCAGAGUGCUGCUGGAGCUCUUGGUUCCCCAGGAAAUAAUGUUACUCCAACUGGUCCAAUUCGCUAUGACAGCUCUCUGGGUCUCUUGACUAAGAAAUUCAUCAAUUUGAUCAAACGUGCUGAAGACGGUAUCCUUGAUCUUAAUAAAGCUGCUGAUACGUUGGAGGUUCAAAAGAGGCGGAUAUAUGAUAUAACAAAUGUUCUAGAAGGAAUUGGUCUCAUAGAAAAGAAGCUCAAGAACAGAAUCCAGUGGAAGGGACAUGAUGUAUCAAGGCCAAGGGAGGGAGAUGGUAAUAAUGUUGCUACUUUGCAGGCAGAAGUUGAAAACCUGACCAUUGAGGAACGCAGAUUAGAUGAACAGACAAGAGAAAUGCAAGAAAGAUUGAGGGACCUCAGUGUAGAUGAAAAAAAUCAAAAGUGGCUUUUUGUCACCAAGGAAGACAUCAAGAUUUUACCUGGCUUCCAGAAUGAAACCUUGAUAGCAAUCAAAGCUCCACAUGGUACUACUCUAGAAGUUCCAGAUCCUGAUGAGGCAGUUGAUUAUCCCCAGAGGAGAUACAGGAUAGUCUUCAGGAGUACAAUGGGUCCAAUAGAUGUUUAUCUUGUCAGUCAAUUUGAAGAGAAAUUUGAAGAUAUUCAGGGUGCUGAACCACCUCCAAGCGACUCAUCAACCUUAGUUUUUAAUGAAAAUCCUGCUACUACAAUGGUCACAGAGGAGAGCAGAGCAAAGGAGUUUGAAAUGCAAGAACAAGAUGGUCAUAGAAUGUGCUCGGAACUUAACACCUCACAUGACUUUGUGAGUGGGAUCAUGAAGAUUGUCCCCUCAGAUGUUAAUAGUGAUGCAGAUUACUGGCUUUUAUCAGAUGCUGAUGUUAGCAUCACAGACAUGUGGCACAACGAACCUGUGGUGGAAUGGAAUGACUUGGAUACGCUUCAUAAUGACUAUGUCAUUCCAGAUUUCAGCACACCACAACCUCAAACUCCAUCUAAUCCAACAGAAGUGCCUCCUGCUGCUAACACUACUGCCGGGUGAAAGGGAAAUGUCGACGAAUCAACUGAAAGGCAAAUGUCUUGUUUAGUCAAGAACCUAUGACAUCCACCAUCUACCGUUAAUGUUGCCGUGCUUCUGAGGUUUGAUUGAAGGUUCCUGCAAGCUACCCUAUUGAGGUACCUCAAAAGAAACUAAAGAACGGUAGGGAGUUAGCUAGUUCAUUGUACAGCUUAAGUAAUGUACAUGAUACGUAUGAUCUAGUGGCAAAUAAAGAAGGCAACUGACUCCUGAUCGGUCCUUGUAUAUUUCUCCA
Messenger RNA from Populus euphratica (Euphrates poplar), 1922 nucleotides. RefSeq names its product transcription factor E2FB-like. NCBI's taxonomy places the organism in Eukaryota, Viridiplantae, Streptophyta, Magnoliopsida, Malpighiales, Salicaceae. Bases 230 to 1651 code for a protein of 473 amino acids. The record is from RefSeq and is a predicted model, not a curated record. Gene Ontology annotation, molecular function: protein dimerization activity; RNA polymerase II cis-regulatory region sequence-specific DNA binding; DNA-binding transcription factor activity, RNA polymerase II-specific. The transcript has 14 exons. Gene Ontology annotation, cellular component: RNA polymerase II transcription regulator complex. Gene Ontology annotation, biological process: regulation of transcription by RNA polymerase II.